UGGCCACCGCAGUGCAACAGCAGCCGACAUAAGCUUCCGGUGUGUGGGAAACUGCCAGACAAGCCUGGGCCGCGCUUAAUUUUCACAAUACAAGACAUAAAUCAUGGGGUACCACACGAUUCUCUUGGUCCAGCGAGACUCGGUUAACAGUAGGAUGUACUACGACCUCCCGUCCACAAGCCAAGCAAUGGAACGCGUGGUAAAAAUGUACGAGGCUCGGUUGAAGGAGGUCAACCCGCGCCAGGUUCACAUCACGUACGAUAUCACCGACCUAUACGGCUUCAUCGACGAACUCGGAGACUUGAGCGCUCUCGUGGCAAACACGGACACGGGGAUGUACACGCCACACGGCAAGGCGUGGAUAAAGGAGUACCUCUUCAAGUACUUCCAGCAGCAGGCCGAAACCUAGGCCACGUGGCAUGGUCCCGUCGGGAGCUUCACCACGCUCUCGGGUAACGCGCCACUCGUUGUUGGAUCUUGUAGAUUAUUCGGCGACUUGUAGACUUUGGGCGAGGCAGGUGUUAGUGUAUGGCACCCCCGGGGAAGAGAGAUUAGUAUUGGCAUUCGCCUAGACCCCCCCCCCCC
Molecule: messenger RNA, 585 nt
Organism: Ectocarpus siliculosus
Lineage: Eukaryota; Phaeophyceae; Ectocarpales; Ectocarpaceae
Source: the annotation of a GenBank genome assembly